Molecule: messenger RNA, 1134 nt
Organism: Beauveria bassiana ARSEF 2860
Lineage: Eukaryota; Fungi; Ascomycota; Sordariomycetes; Hypocreales; Cordycipitaceae
Product: GTP cyclohydrolase II
Exons: 2
Coding region: 1-1134 (377 amino acids)
Biological process (GO): riboflavin biosynthetic process
Molecular function (GO): GTP cyclohydrolase II activity
Source: RefSeq, a predicted model, not a curated record
AUGCCCUCACCCUCACCCACCACCAACAACUUGACCGAGUCACACCAGCUGCCGGCGUUCUACUCGCCGCGCGCUGCGCCUGUCGAUUCCGGUGCCGAAGGCAGUGGUGACGCGGCCGCCGCUCCGGUAGACGACCUGUUGCUGUCCGCUGCCGCCGGCACACCCACCUCGCAACCCCCACCACCGUCGCUGUUGUCGCCGGCAUUCACGCCGCCGGCCACUCCCGGCACGCAGACGCCCAAGACUCGAGGGCCUCGCAGCGUUCCCGUUGACAGCUCCAUCCCCUCGGGCGGAUGCGGCUCCAAGAAGCCCCGCCUGCUCGAGAAGCUGCCGGAGGUGCAAUGCCUCGUGCGCGCGCGCAUCCCGACCGUCAAUGGCACCGAGAUGUUCCUGCAUCUCUAUACCAACAAUGUUGACAAGAAGGAGCACUUGGCUAUUGUCUUUGGCAAUCAUAUUCGCAGCAAGAGCCUUGAUGCGCCCCGCGAGGGCGAGACGGAAAUGGACCGCAUGACUCGCGGCGCCUAUACCGGCCGUCUGUUCCCUGGCCGUACCACGAGCGGCAUGGGCAGCAGUGAACCAAACACACCAUCUUCGGAACCCGCGACUACAAAGUCUGCGGAUCCUCCGCUGGUACGAAUUCAUUCCGAGUGUUAUACGGGAGAGACAGCCUGGUCCGCGCGGUGCGACUGCGGCGAGCAGCUUGACGAGGCAGCUCGUCUGAUGGGCCUUUCCGACAACGAGAGCGGCGGAAUCAUUAUUUACCUGCGGCAAGAGGGUCGCGGCAUCGGGCUGGGCGAGAAGCUCAAGGCGUACAACCUGCAGGACCUUGGUUCCGAUACCGUCGAGGCGAAUCUGCUUCUCCGCCAUCCCGCUGAUGCCAGAAGCUACGGCUUAGCCACGGCCAUGCUUCUUGAUCUCGGACAAGACAGUGUGCGGCUACUGACAAACAACCCCGACAAAAUCCGUGCUGUCGAGGGGCCCAACAGAGAGGUCGUUGUCAAGGAGAGAGUUGCCAUGGUGCCACUCUCAUGGCGCGGCAAAGGUGGCUUUCGAAGCGAAGAGGUAGAGGGCUACUUGAAGACAAAGAUUGAACGAAUGGGACACAUGCUAGACAUGGAAAGCAUGCCACACUAG